AAUUUAUCUUUAAGUUGGCAUACAGGUAAAGACUGGUACAAAUUGAUACAGAAGUAUCAUACAUGUAGAAAAUUGAAAAAAAUGUGUUCUUUUAUGGACAAGCAAUUACAUUAUUUUAGGCCUACCUAGUAAUGUAAAUGAGAAUGUUUUUUAUGUAAUUUUGUGUAAGAGUAGUAUUCAAACUAAAGAGUAGGCCUAUACAUACUGAUUAAUACAUGUAUGUUUCUUAACAGAGACUGAACUGGAGAUACAAAAGAGAAUAAGAGAUGGGCCUCGGAUGGCAAUUCCGAAAAUCAGAGACUCCUUGGUCGAGGAAACGGAGGAUGAGCAGGCACCAGAACUUGCUGCCAAACAGAAUGCAACAGACUUUGCAAAGAAGAAGAAAGAACAAAAUUCUGCAAUGGCAAAGGCCAACAAGUCGGCACUGAAAGAAAUCAUUUCGAACAAAUUGGCCGCGAAGAGAAAGCAAGAUUCCUCGGAAGACAGCACAGAGAAGAAGCUGAGACUUGAGGUGGCGAAGUUAAAAAAAGAAAACCAAAUACUUCGCGACCUCAACAGAAGGCUUCAAGAAGAAGUCCUCAACAAAAUUCCAAAAGAGUGUACUGUAGAGUCUUGA
This is a messenger RNA of Lytechinus variegatus (green sea urchin), 616 nucleotides long. RefSeq lists its product as uncharacterized. The record is from RefSeq and is a predicted model, not a curated record. NCBI's taxonomy places the organism in Eukaryota, Metazoa, Echinodermata, Echinoidea, Temnopleuroida, Toxopneustidae. The transcript is spliced from 3 exons. The coding region runs from base 278 to 616 and encodes 112 amino acids.